Messenger RNA from Dacryopinax primogenitus, 771 nucleotides. RefSeq lists its product as uncharacterized. The annotation marks the transcript as partial. The transcript has a single exon. Lineage: Eukaryota; Fungi; Basidiomycota; Dacrymycetes; Dacrymycetales; Dacrymycetaceae. The record is from RefSeq and is a predicted model, not a curated record.
GCACACCUGAUCAUGCUCUUUGGGGAUAUGCCAGCAGUCGCCAAGCUGAUGCAUAGGAAGGGACAUGCUGGAAACCAGCCAUGCAGAUUUUGCAAUAUCAGUUCAGUCUGUGCAAAUGGGCACAAAGGCAUACCUCUCGACCAACAAUCCUUUCAUUCCUCUUCAUCUACAGCUUCAGCCCAGUAUGAUCCACUGAAUCUCCCUCUUUGCUCACACAACUCGAUUCUCUGUGAGGCCAAAUCAGUCAUGCAGGCUGAGAGCCAUGCUGAAGCAGAGCAUUGUGCAAAGGCAUCUGGAAUCAAUGGAAUCAGCAUCUGGCAACACUUCGGGAGCAUCAUCUGGCCAACCUCAUUCCCUCUUGACUUCAUGCACCUUGUUUUUGAGAAUGUUGUACCCCUCCUCCUUGAUCUUUGGCUUGGUGUGAGCAAACACUGUGUUGAGGGGGACACAUUCACCUUACUGCAUGCAAUUUGGACCAACAUUGCCAAGCAAGUUGCCAAAAGUGGGAACACCAUUGCUGGUGCCUUUGGCCAACAUGUCCCACAUCUCCUGAACAAACAGCAUGAGUUCACAGCAGAAGCAUAUAUGCUAUGGAUUACCCAAUUGGCACCUGUUGUCCUCUUGUGGCAGUUCACCAAUGAAGCAUAUUACCACCACUUGGUCAAAUUGUCUCAUUUCAUCAAUGACUGCCUCAGUUUUUCCUAUCACACUGGCUUCAUGACCAUGCUCUGCAAGUGUUUGGCCAAGUGGGUUCUUCAAUAUGAGCGAUUG